GGCGAGUACGACGGCCAUGGCGUCCUCCGUUAUCCGGACGGCGAUGUGUACGAGGGCGGUUUCGUCGACGGCAAACGUCACGGCCACGGCCUCGAACGCGACAAGAAAGGCCGGAUUUUUUUUGAUGGGUUUUUUGAGGACGGCUUGCGGCAUGGCCACGGCAAGAAAACGUCUUCUAAUGGCACUACUUAUACGGGCGAAUGGGUGCGCGGGGACAAGAAGGGGCCGUUCGCAAUCACUUGGGCCGACGGC
Messenger RNA from Emiliania huxleyi CCMP1516, 252 nucleotides. RefSeq lists its product as hypothetical. The annotation marks the transcript as partial. The record is from RefSeq and is a predicted model, not a curated record. Lineage: Eukaryota; Haptophyta; Isochrysidales; Noelaerhabdaceae. The transcript has a single exon.